Molecule: messenger RNA, 255 nt
Organism: Linum trigynum
Lineage: Eukaryota; Viridiplantae; Streptophyta; Magnoliopsida; Malpighiales; Linaceae
Source: the annotation of a GenBank genome assembly
AUGGCGAAGCUAUCAGCGGCGUCGAUGGAGCAUUGGCGGGAGCUCGGAGAUGGAGCAAUGGCGACCCUGUUUAAUGGCUCCAUCGUCGAUGGUGAUGGUUGGCGACCUGGAUUUGAGCAGUAUCACCUAACGCUAACAACGAUGAUGAUUCAACGACGGCGGGAGGCAGACGACGAUCCAAGCCGAUGCAUCCCGUCGUUUGCCGGGUCUGAUGGCGCCAGAGGUGGUGACCAAAGUGGCGCCGUGAUCUGGUGA